AUGCUUGAUACUGUGAAAUGCUUGAUCGGUGCCGCCGGCCCAAGUGGUUUCUGCUCCAAGUCUACUGCCGACCAAGUCACCAGCCACUGCCCGGAACUUCACUCCAUUACUGCCAUUAUUAUAGAUCUCAAUAGCACUAAAGCUGGUUGGCAGGCUUUGAGGGGUCGUCUGGCAAUGAUGAGAGGAGAAAGAAAAUCUGAUUUUGAGAAUUCUGAGGAUGAAAGGAGGACGAGACUUGGUUCCCUAAAAAAGAAAGCACUGAAUGGGUCUUCAAAGUUCAAGCAUUCUCUUAAGAAGAAGAGCAGUAGAAGAAAGAGCGAUAUUCGUGGCAGCUCUGUUUCAAUUGAGGAUAUCCAGGGUGCGAGCUGCAAGCUGUUAAGGCAUUUUGGCAAGCCUUUAUGUUGGAUGAGUUGCUGCCACACAAUUUUCAUUCGUGGCAGCUCUGUUUCAAUUGAGGAUAUCCGGGGAAAUGCUCUGGUUCCGCAUUUUUUUCCCUCUUUUGAGUCAGCAACUAUUUAG
Molecule: messenger RNA, 519 nt
Organism: Fraxinus pennsylvanica
Lineage: Eukaryota; Viridiplantae; Streptophyta; Magnoliopsida; Lamiales; Oleaceae
Source: the annotation of a GenBank genome assembly